AUGGCCUCGCUGCUCGCGAAAUGGCCCGAAGGCUCGGGCAUCAAGACGAGGGCGAUCGAGGACGCCAAGUUGAUGCAAAAGGCGGUGGUCGAGGAGUGCUCAAGGUCGGGGAAGCAGAUCCCCCCCUACCAGCUCUCGGAGCUCAUCGGAAAGGGGAGCUUUGGUCGCGUCUACAAGGCCAAAGCCCAGAAAACGGGUAUGCUUGUCGCCAUCAAAAUCAUCGACAUCGAGGAGAGUGAUACGGUAAACCCGAAGCUCGCCGACACAUACAGCGACUUGGUCAAGGAGAUCAAUGCGCUGAAGCUGUUGAGCGACAGCGGUGCUAGGAACAUCAACCAUGUCAUCGAGGCCAUCACCGUCGGCCAGUCCAUGUGGAUGAUUACCGAGUAUUGCGCUGGUGGAAGCGUCGCGACGCUCAUGAAGCCGACGGCCCCGGGCGGUCUCCAGGAGAAGUGGAUCAUACCCAUCCUGCGCGAGGUUGCCGAGGCAAUAUACUGGGUUCACGGCCAGGGCAUCAUCCAUCGCGAUCUCAAGUGCGCAAAUGUCCUCGUCACCGAGGUCGGCGACGUCCAGCUCUGUGACUUUGGCGUCGCCGGCGUCAUCGAGACCAAGUUUGACAAGCGAUCCACCUUCAUCGGCACUCCUCACUGGAUGGCCCCCGAGCUCUUCGGCCAGACGGCGUCGUACGGGACGGAAGUAGACAUCUGGGCCUUUGGCGCCAUGGUGUACGAAAUCGCGUCCGGUCUGCCGCCGAACGUCUCCGACGGCAUUGUCGCCGCCCGGCUGGGCACUCACCUGAAGCAGCAGACACCCCGCCUGGAAGGGGACCGGUAUUCCCCAGGCCUUCGAGACAUUGUCGCCUACUGCCUGCAGAAGGACCCGACGAAGCGACCAACCAUCGAGCAGCUGCAGCUGCACAAGUACAUCUCCAAUACAGAGGAUACUCACCCCACCUCGUCCCUCUACCACCUGGUGCGAGGCUUCAGGAUGUGGGAGUCCCAGGGAGGGGACCGUAGAUCUCUUUUCUCCGCUGGCGGAGCCCAAGGACUUGCCGAGAUGGCCUCCACGGCACUCUCCAAUGACGAGUGGAACUUCAGCACCACCGACACCUUCGACCAACAAGUCCUGGACAAUGGCGAUGCGCAAGACGUAUACGAUGUCUACGGCUCCAACGUAGACUUUAGUCAGCAAGCGUUCGAGGAAACCUGGCGGCCUCCCAAGGGAAAACCCCGCCGUCGUCCACCACCACAACUUCCCUCCGUCAGAGUACCCCUCGAGAAGGUUUUCGACCCGGAUACCAUUUCCAACUAUGAGGACAAUUCCCGGGCUUAUUAUGGAAAACUGUUUCAACCGCCUGCGUCAGAUCUACCGCUACGAAACGACUCGACCCCCCCUACCGACGUGCGUGAAUCCUUGAUCGACCUGGAUGCUUCCCUGCAUGGAAGCGACUUAUCGCAGUUUGCCGACAUGGACACCAUCAAAGCUGGAGAUCCACGUGCGUCGAUUGAAUACGACUUUGACGACGGUUCCCACUACCCCAAGUCACCAGUCAGUGAUCGAGCCGAAGGGAAGGGUAAUCGCCGCACUCAGGACUGGAAAUUUCCUACCAUGGGCUCGUCGGCAAUGGCGAACCCGGCAACGUUCAAGUUUCCGUUAACAAUAUCGUCGCCGAUUCCGGAAACGUCGCAACCCCAUUUUCCUCACCAGAACCAACAGGCGACCCCGCUCCAGUCGUCGAUGAUCUUUGUCGAUGUCGCUUCGUCCAAGCCCAGCCCAACGAGCCGUGCCUCGGUUGGGAGCCUCAUUGACCUCGACAUGAGUUUUGCCGACUCGGCAACGGAGUACACUCGCCCAUCAACAUCUCACUCAGACUUAGGAUCCAUGAGCGGCUCCGAGAUGGGAGGUGCAAACCCGUUUGAGCUCGAGAAACAUGCGUCGCUUUACGUCAUGUCUACCUCCGUCAGAGAACCGUCAAUGUACGUCUCUGACGAUUCCGAAUACGCAAAUGCACUUGCAAAUCUACGUGGAAGUGUGUCUGACAGCGAACAAACACACACGUCGCCAGAAACUCACAAGAAGGCGGUCAACGGUGGACGUCCCUAUUCUCUAAGCGACUUUACCGAUAUGGACCCCGAAUCCUUGUCGCCUCCGCAGACUGUUGCGCCGAGUAUGGCGAGGUUCCCUUUGUCCUACCAGGAUCAACAACCUCCCCAACCACAACCCAGUCGUGGCCAUCGUGACGAACCCGAACCCCAAAACCACGCUCUCCUUCCACGACUCCCCGUUGCCCCCUCGUCGAAAGUCAUGGAAGGCAAGGCGAAUACAGAGGAAGUAAAGGACGAACUCCGGCGCAUGGUUAUGUGCCUAGAAGAUCAUCUUAAUCAUGCGAACACGUACCUGUUCGAUUUGCCAAUUCGGAGAGCAAGCGUGAUAAAGAUGGAACCCGUGGAAGAUGAAAACUGA
Molecule: messenger RNA, 2463 nt
Organism: Drechmeria coniospora
Lineage: Eukaryota; Fungi; Ascomycota; Sordariomycetes; Hypocreales; Ophiocordycipitaceae
Product: protein kinase
Exons: 1
Coding region: 1-2463 (820 amino acids)
Biological process (GO): protein phosphorylation
Molecular function (GO): protein kinase activity; ATP binding
Source: RefSeq, a predicted model, not a curated record